GUGCAACGAAACAAAGCGCGGAGGACAUCUCCAUGGCGGUUUUGCUGGUCUGAACGCACGGAUAUUUGAUGUAGUGGAGGAAAGGCCAGAUUCGAUCACUUUUCGCUACCUCUCUCCAGAUGGCGAGGAGGGAUACCCUGGAGAGCUGGACUUAAGAGUGACCUAUCGGUUUCUUAGGGCGUCUGCAUCGACGGCUAACCAAAAAGAGGAUAAAAAUGAGCUGCAGGACGUCGCAGGACCUCUAUCUUAAGGACCACAAGUGAGAGGAUGAUCAUGAUAAGUAUGUGAAUGUGCUCUGGUUGGAAGAUGUGGCAAGAACCUCCGUACAAAAAAAAAUGUUGUCUCUUCCAGCUCUAAUCUCUCCUCUCCGUCUCCUACCACGCCACCGUUCGCCACGCCGUCACUCCUCUGAAUUUGACGAACCACUGCUUUUUCAACCUACACGGUGACCACUCAAAAAGUGUGCUUGACCACUCUCUUCAGUUCGUUCGUGGAAGUGCGGAAACAUACCUACCAGUCGACGAAAAUUUGAUUCCCUUGAAGCACAAAGAACCGGUUGAUGGAGGACCCUUCGACUUUCGAGAAAGAAGGACACUGUAUCCGUAUCAACCUGGAAGUUCAUCUGAACAAGAACAAGAAGCUUCUGCGAAACCUAAAUCUCUAUUUCCAGAAAAUGGCUAUGACCAUUGCUUCGUUUUGAGGAGUGGAACAAGUAGGCGUGGGGAAGACUAUUCUUCUUGUACAACUAGUGCGUCUGUGUCUAAUGCUAAUGGCACUCCUCAGGAAAUGAGUAAUGCAGCGAAGAUGAUAUCACCUUCAGCUAGUGGUACUACACAAGAACAAUUAGUACAUCAUGUCUUGACACUAGCUAACCCGGCUAAUGCGGUGUCACUGGAGGUGCAUACGACUGAGCCAGGGUUACAACUGUACACGGGCAACUAUCUUAGCAAUGUGGUUGGGAAGAAAGGUGUAAUUUCUGACAAGUUCUGUGGCGUCUGCCUCGAAACCCAAAGGUUUCCAGAUUGCGUGAAUAGCGAAGCAGAACUAGGCUGUAACGGUUUUCUGCGACCAGGAGAAGUUUUCCAAAGUGAAACUAUUUUCCGGUUUUUCAGGAAAAUGAGUACUUCGCUAAAAUAAUUCUGAGACAACUGCAAGAUUUUUAGUGGAGGUGAUGCGGAGGAAGUGCAGAGAUGAUUGGGAUAGCCACCCAUCAACUUCGAGUACUACCUCGAGCAUUCUGCUGGUGGUCGUGUUGAUUGAUCAACACACAUGCUUCAAUGUUGAUCAAUCAUAAUUUUCUUGAGGACGAUAUUAGCAUUGGCUUUGUGCUGAGGACUCAUUUUGCGCAUUGUCCUCGUGCUCGUCAUUCUGAAGUCUCAUUUUCCUUCUAGACACAGAUUUUAGACGCCUCAUUUGCCAAGCACCACAUCAAUGUAUCGAGAUCAAUGACAAUGACCUAAUCACGAUUUUUUCUGACUACGCUAUCAAGUCGUAUCAC
Messenger RNA from Amoebophrya sp. A25, 1498 nucleotides. The record is from the annotation of a GenBank genome assembly. Lineage: Eukaryota; Dinophyceae; Syndiniales; Amoebophryaceae.